AUGGAUAAAUAUCAAAAAAUUGAAAAGUUAGGAGAAGGAACGUAUGGUAUUGUUUAUAAGGCACAGAAUCGGGAUUCAAAUGAAGUAGUCGCAUUGAAACGGAUAAGGUUAGAUAAUGAAGAAGAAGGGGUACCAUGUACUGCAAUUCGUGAGAUAUCUUUAUUGAAAGAAUUAAAACAUCCGAAUAUAGUGAGACUUUAUGAUGUCUUACAUACGGAAAAGAAGCUAACGUUAGUUUUUGAAUAUUUGGAUUCGGAUUUAAAGAAAUUCUUAGAUACAUACGGAGGUGAUCUGGAUAAAGACACAAUUAAACAAUUAAUGUAUCAACUUCUGAAGGGAUCUGAAGCCACAGAAUUUACUUAUCAACAAGGAGAAUUGAAAUUGGCAGAUUUUGGUCUUGCGCGUGCAUUUGGAAUUCCUGUUAGAAGUUAUUCACAUGAGGUGGUAACGUUAUGGUAUCGUGCACCAGAUGUAUUAAUGGGAUCAAGGCAAUAUUCAACGUCUAUUGAUGUUUGGUCUGCAGGAUGUAUAUUUGCAGAAAUGGCCUCUGGUCGACCUUUGUUUCCAGGAAAUUCAAGCUUAAUAUUUCUUAACCACGUUAUCACAGUUCUAGGAACACCAACAGAGGAAACAUGGCCAAGAGUAUCACAGUUGCCGGAAUAUAAAAACGAUUUUGCUAUUUAUAAUCGAAUUCCAUUAGAAUCAAUUCUUCCGAAACUUGAUCCAUCAGGAAUAGAUUUACUAAGCCAGCAGUUAAUAGAAUACCAACCAGAAAAGCGCAUUAGUGCGGAAGAUGCACUUCAACAUCCGUAUUUUGAGGAAAUUCGUAAAAAGGAACAAUCAUCACAAGGAAAUUCCUUACCAAAGUAA
Molecule: messenger RNA, 870 nt
Organism: Funneliformis geosporum
Lineage: Eukaryota; Fungi; Glomeromycota; Glomeromycetes; Glomerales; Glomeraceae
Source: the annotation of a GenBank genome assembly